CCCUUAUAGAUUUAAAAAGAGAGGCUGCAUUCUCAGACUGACACUUAUUCAACACUGCCACCUUAAGCAGAUUACUUGCGCCGCCUGUGUCAAAUACGUGCUUCACUUUGCCUCAUCUCCAUCAUGCUUGGGAUGCUCAGACACCACCUUCACCCGGGCAUUUUUCUCUUGUUGGCGUGGCUUUGUCACCUCAUGGAACAUCAAAAAGUUCAAGCUGGGAAUUGCUGGUUGCAGCAAGGGAAGAACGGGAGGUGCCAGGUGCUCUACAUGCCAGGGAUGACCAGAGAGGAGUGCUGUCGGAGUGGACGGCUGGGGACGUCCUGGACGGAGGAGGACGUCCCCAACAGCACGCUCUUUAGGUGGAUGAUCUUCAAUGGCGGAGCCCCCAAUUGCAUACCAUGCAAAGGUGGAGAAAGCUGCGAUAAUGUGGACUGUGGGCCUGGAAAGAGGUGCAAGAUGAACAGGAGGAGUAAGCCGCGCUGCGUGUGCGCGCCGGACUGCUCCAACAUCACCUGGAAGGGGCCGGUGUGCGGCUCGGACGGGAAGACCUACAAAGACGAAUGCGCGCUCCUCAAGGCGAAAUGCAAAGGCCACCCCGACCUGGACGUCCAGUACCAGGGAAAAUGCAAAAAAACGUGCCGCGACGUCCUGUGUCCCGGCACCUCCACCUGCGUCGUGGACCAGACCAAUAACGCGUAUUGUGUCACGUGUAAUCGGAUUUGCCCCGAGGUGACGUCACCGGAGCAGUACCUGUGCGGGAACGACGGGAUCACCUACGCCAGCGCCUGCCACCUGAGAAGGGCGACGUGUCUCCUCGGAAGGUCUAUCGGAGUGGCGUAUGAGGGGAAAUGCAUCAAGGCCAAGUCAUGUGAAGACAUUCAAUGCAGCGCAGGGAAAAAGUGUCUGUGGGAUGCCCGGAAUGGCCGGGGCCGUUGCUCACUCUGUGAUGAGUCCUGUCCGGAGAGCAGGACAGACGAGGCGGUGUGUGCCAGCGACAACACCACGUACCCCAGCGAAUGUGCCAUGAAGCAAGCUGCUUGUUCUAACGGGGUGUUGCUGGAAGUCAAGCACUCAGGAUCUUGCAACUGAAUCUACCCAAAAGAGACCCGACCCACUGGAACCAUCCGCCCCAAUGCCACUACCCCUGCCUCCCAGCCCCCCAGCCCCAUAACCCACCUUGUGACCCCGCCACCCUCCUGUCCACCCCCUUAGUUCCAUCAACCCUCUUUUUUUUUUUUUUUUCUCAUGCUGCAGCGCUGACUUGCUAGAUUAUGUAAAUGGACAUGUAAUUGGGGAUGCCACAGUCAUUGUUGCUGCCAAGUCAGACAGAAUUUUCCUCACAGAUGCACACACAAACAUAAUCAUAUAGUCGUAAAAAAAAAGGAAACACAAAGAAGGCUGUGUGCAAGUCGCUAUGUGAGCUCUUUUUUUUGACAUUCAGUGAUAUUCUGCGCUGUUGUGGUCCAUAUUCAUACAACAGCUACCAUAUAUUCUCCCAUAUAGCCAUUACAGAAGACCAGGAGGCGGAUGAGGAAGAUGAGGACUCAGACUACAUCCCCUAUGUCCAUUUAUCUUCCGUACUGGAUGGAUAGGCUCCCAUCAUAGGGGAACAGUUCUAGGGCAAGGAAUUAUGUCCAUAUUGUACAUUAUGUGUAUGCUUAUUUAUUUUAAUUUUUUUUUUUUUUAAAGGAAGUACACAUAUAGAUCAGUCUGCUAGAUGUUUAUUUAUACAGUACUUUUUGUGUUUUAUAAUUUAUACAUUAACAUUGUCAGACUUUCAUCUAUCAUGAUAUAUAUUGUGUCACCACUCAUUUUCCCCUUUUUAUGUUGUUCUCUCUUUAACGUUCUUUUUUUAUCAUGAAGAAUUAUAUUUGUCCAAAGAAAAACAGUGUUAUUUAUUUGUCAUUUUACCGUGUAAGUAUAAGUCCUCUACAAGCUGUAAAUUGCAUUCCCUGAGCUGUAAAAAUCUGCUUGUUUCUGUCAAAUCUCUGUCACAGAUGUUCAUGUCACACAAUCGUAAAUGCAUGUUUAGGCUGUGUGUUUAUUUAUUGGGUAUAUAUAUCAUUUUAUGUACCGAUGUGUUUCUGGUUUGUUUACAACUAUAAUACCUGACCAAAGGGAUUCUCUUACUGUUUUUUUUUUGUUUGUUUGUUAGUUUUUUUUGCAAAUGAGCAUGGUAAAAGGUGCAUCACAGCAGUGAUGACAUGGAAAAGAAAAGGAGAGCCAUUUGUUUGUCCUUUUCAGGUUUUUCUUUGGUUUUAGCCCUUUAGAUUUGUUUCAACCUGGAAGCAACAACCGUAGACAUAAUUCCAUAGCAUUUACUUUGUCCCACAACAUGCAGAGGUAAGUUUUGGACAUUACUUGAUUAUUUUGGAAACAAUGUGCCAUUAACAUUUGUGAACUGUUUUUUUUUGCCAAUGUGCUCCAUAUUGCUCUCACAGAGCUGUAAUAAGAAUAAUGUACUGCAGUAUUCUUCACUAUAUCAGACUAGCUUGUUUGUCUUUGUUUUUUUUUCAUAAUGCAUUUUUGUUUUCAAGCAUCACAAGAGAAAUACAAAAUUCUGUUAUGAAUAUAUAGUUUUGUAUUUUUAUGUAAAUGUCAUAUGUACAUACAAAGUUUGACGGUAUUUGUACAG
Messenger RNA from Cololabis saira (Pacific saury), 2635 nucleotides. It is a transcript of the gene fsta, whose product is annotated as follistatin a. Lineage: Eukaryota; Metazoa; Chordata; Actinopteri; Beloniformes; Belonidae. The record is from RefSeq and is a predicted model, not a curated record. The coding region runs from base 124 to 1089 and encodes 321 amino acids. The transcript has 6 exons. Gene Ontology annotation, biological process: multicellular organism development; regulation of BMP signaling pathway; cell differentiation. Gene Ontology annotation, molecular function: protein binding; activin binding.